This is a messenger RNA of Eimeria tenella, 810 nucleotides long. RefSeq names its product Microneme protein 13, related. The transcript has 5 exons. Lineage: Eukaryota; Apicomplexa; Conoidasida; Eucoccidiorida; Eimeriidae. The record is from RefSeq and is a predicted model, not a curated record. Bases 1 to 810 code for a protein of 269 amino acids.
AUGGGAGCGUCGGCGGCGAUGCUGAAGGCUGGGUCGGCAGCGGCGGCGCCGCUGCGCGUCAAAGCUUUGAUCUUCCUACUCCUUGCAAAUGAAAUUGUUUUUUCUGCAGCUGAACAGAGAGCAAACGUGGUGCUUGCACUGACUCUGCAGGAGCGGCUGAACACCAAGUGCGAAGCCCUCAGCAACAGCCUCUGCCAGGGGGGCAAUGAUUCUCUGUGCCAAAACCCCGCAGUCUACGCCCGGCGCUUCCCCGCGAGCAGCGGCGCCCUCGGAGUCUGGCGCUGCUACGCAGGGGCCACCAUCAACCUCAGUGCCCACAGCCUAGCUUGCGUCACCAACUGUGGGGACCCCAUGAACUGCUCCGGACAGCUCACCCACAUCUCUCCAAUCUAUUUCGAUAGCAACUCCGACAUGGUGGCAAUCAUCAAGCAGGAAAAGGUCAGGUACUGCGGAAACUCGCGCUCUCGGCUGUCCACCGCCGCGGCGGCCAGCGGGCUGCAGACGCUGCUGGACGCGGAAUGCCUGAAGCUGCACGCGAAAUCGUGCAUGGAAGGGCAACAGCAGUUCUGCCAGCCCGCCGUGUCGCGUUUCAAAAGCAACGGGCCCUCGGGAAAGUCCUUCAGCUGCUACAAAACCAACGAGCUCAACUACGCCACCACUGACAACAGCUGUGUGGACAACUGCGGCAACCCAGUCGCAUGCGCUGGCGCCGUUGGCUACGCCAGCGUUUACGGCGAAGAACAAACGAAGCUCCGCCAGGUUGUAGAAACCAUGACGGACGCUAUGUGCAACAUCAGCGCACGCAACUGA